This is a messenger RNA of Dermochelys coriacea (leatherback sea turtle), 1448 nucleotides long. It is a transcript of the gene RNASEH1, whose product is annotated as ribonuclease H1. The transcript has 8 exons. The record is from RefSeq and is a predicted model, not a curated record. Bases 183 to 1073 code for a protein of 296 amino acids. Gene Ontology annotation, biological process: DNA replication, removal of RNA primer. Gene Ontology annotation, molecular function: magnesium ion binding; RNA-DNA hybrid ribonuclease activity; nucleic acid binding. NCBI's taxonomy places the organism in Eukaryota, Metazoa, Chordata, Testudines, Dermochelyidae.
AGCUGCUAGGUUGCGCCUGCGCAAAGGAGGGGGGGGGAACGACUGUGGCUGUGCUUUGUGCCUGCGCAGUAGGCGGUGGCGAGCGGGGCCGCCGUAGGGCAAAAGCAUCUGUGUGGGAGGCAGGUUGGUGGGCGGCAACGGGUUCGAGGCUGAGGGCCGGGCCGGGCGGCGGUACCGCCGCCAUGUUGCGGCGACUGCUCGCGGCGCUUAUUCACCCUUGUUUUGUCCCCCGCAGCGGCGGCGACGGGAGCAGCAUGUUCUACGCGGUGCGCAGAGGCAGGAGGAUCGGAGUCUAUCAGACCUGGGAGGAGUGCCGAGAGCAGGUGAACAGGUACCCGGCCGCCAGUUUCAAGAAAUUCGCCAGCGAGGCAGAGGCUUUGUCCUUUGUGGGCAGCGAGGCGCGGCAAUCCUCACCCCAUUCAGCAGUUACCAGUGGCAUAUCUAGUUUAACGCAAAAGAGUGACAGUUACUGGAAUGAACUGGAAACAGCAAGCCCAAGUUACAGCACAUGCAAGAGACCAUAUGAGCAGUCUUCUGAGGAAGAACCUAACAAAAAACAUGUAAAAUACAAUGAGACAUACUCGGCACCUUCAGUGAGCAAAGAUAAAUUCUCAUAUAUGGGUGACUCUGUAGUUGUUUAUACAGAUGGCUGCUGCUCAAGUAAUGGGCGUCGUAAGGCACGUGCUGGAGUAGGAGUCUAUUGGGGACCAGGCCACCCUUUAAAUACUAGUGAUAGGCUUUCUGGACGGCAGACGAAUCAAAGAGCUGAAAUACAUGCAGCCUGCAAAGCAAUAGAGCAAGCAAAGAGUCAAAACAUCAAGAAACUGGUUAUUUACACAGAUAGCAAGUUCACUAUAAAUGGUAUAACAAGUUGGGUAGACAACUGGAAAAGUAACGGCUGGAGAACAAGCACAGGAAAAGAUGUAAUAAAUAAAGAAGACUUUGAAAGACUUGAUAAGCUUUCAGAGGGAAUGGAAAUUCAGUGGAUGCAUGUUCCUGGUCAUGCUGGCUUUACAGGAAAUGAAGUGGCUGAUAGACUUGCAAGAGAAGGAGCUGGAAAACAAAACUCCUAGCAUGCUAUCGAGACUAGAAAACUUUGUUCUUGCUAACUAAAGACUGUUUAAGCCAUAAGACAUACCUUCUUUCAGUGUGAAAACUUCCUGUUGGAAUGUUCAAAAUAAGUUUAAUUUAAACUUUUUGUUGUAACUAUCCUUAUCUUAUUUCUGGUUUAAAAAUUUUAAAUAUAUGCUGUCCUGUAUAAACACACCUACUUUUUUUUAAGAGUGUUCAGGUUAAUUGGUUAAUCGCUGCUUUGUUGGUAGAGGCUUACUGAACAUUCAGAUAUUGGUAAAAGUAAGGUGUUUUUUAGUUCCAUUUGCCACAGUACCUGAUAAGAAUUUUUUUAGAUGUUCCAUAACUGAGAUGAAAACUUUAGGUUUUGCAAAGUA